UCUCACUCUCAGCCCUCACUUUGUUUUCAUACCAACAAAACUCAAAUAAAUUUGCCUUCCAAUUUUCUUCUUUCACUUCUCAUAUAAAAUCGAACCCUUCUCCUUAAUGUGCGCAUUUUUUCUCCCCCAAACCCUAACCGCUUUUCUAAAUGUCCGAGCAUCAAUCACCGGACGACGGCGGAGAAAUGGCGGCACAUGACAACGUCGGCUCCAAGCGUUAUCGUCGACCCAGCGUAAGGUUAGGCGACAUUGGUGGUGAACAUUCUUCGUUCGACCAACGGAAAUUCAAGUCUCUCUGGAAGGAUUCAUCCAACAGUAAUCGCCAUCGUACAAACUUAUCAAGUAAUCAAACUCUUACUCUUGUUGAUACUAACCCUAAUGAAAGUAGCAAUUCUAGGAAAAAAUGGAGUAAUGUUGAUGAAGAGGAUGUUGGGGAUGCGAAUUUGGAUGAUGUUACGAUUGGUAGUUGGAAGAUUAAGAAUUUGAAAUCUAAGAAGGGGCUAGUGACUAAGAAGAUGAGGUCGGGUUGGACUCCUAAAGUUAAUGAUAGUGAAAAUGACAAAAUGCUCAGCACUGAUGUCGAAGAUUUGGAGAAUAAUGAACACAGCCCAGUUCAUUCCCAUGACAAUAACAAAACUAAUGAUAAUGUAAACAUGAGUACUAUUGACAUUGAUAGGAGAAUUGAUAAUGUGAAUAGUAGGAAGAGGGCAAUUAGGGUUUCUGAGGAUGUCCCAACUGAUACAAAGGCCCCAGAUUGGAAGAGGAAUGGGAUUAAGGUAUGGCUGAACCAGUUGGGACUUGGUCAGUAUGCCUCUCUGUUUGAGAUUCAUGAGGUUGAUGAUGAGGUUUUACCAAUGCUAACAUUGGAGGAUCUAAAGGAUAUGGGAAUCACUGCAGUCGGAUCGCGAAGGAAAAUGUAUUGCUCAAUUCAGAACCUCAAUAAAGGUUUCUCAUGAGUUUCUACCAGGGAAAAGUUCAGAUGCAAUUCUGAUAUACUAGCAAUGGCUGUGAAGUGUACAGUGCUCUUACUGUUGGUAACAUCUUUGUUUAUUUGAUCCUAAAUAGAUCAAAACUUUUGAGCCAGAAAAAAUAGUGAAGCAUCAUUCAAGAAAAUGAAUGGUAGUUACUCCUUAGUUUUCCUAAUAAAGUUUUAUGUCCAAUCUUCUUUUCACAAUCUUGAUUUUGCAAUCUUAUUUAAGCUGAUUUCACAAUCUUAUUUGACUUCCACAACUCUUAUUUGGUUGCUUAAUGUGUGUUGCUGCUACUUCCGAAAUGACUGGACUGAGACAUUGGCAUCCUUUCUUUCUCGAGUACCUGCAGCGUUGUGAAUUGUAUCUUCAAUUCAUUGUAGCAUGAGGAGCUCUAGAGAACAUUUUCUUUGUGAUAAGGUAAAAUAAUUUUAUUGAUGAUUGAUGAUGGGAGUGAGCUGUAGAGAACAUUCCCUUGGACCCUCUAAUGUCCAUGAUCCCAAAAAAAAAAA
Molecule: messenger RNA, 1480 nt
Organism: Solanum pennellii
Lineage: Eukaryota; Viridiplantae; Streptophyta; Magnoliopsida; Solanales; Solanaceae
Exons: 2
Coding region: 150-956 (268 amino acids)
Molecular function (GO): protein binding
Source: RefSeq, a predicted model, not a curated record